AUGAUCAUUUCUUUCUUUUUCAACGUCCUUAUUCUCGAUUCUUUCUUUCUUUCUUUCUUUCUUUCUUUCUUUGCGAUUUUUUUCUUUCUUUCUUUCUUUCUUUCUUUCUUUCUUUCUUUCUUUGUGAUUUUUUUCUUUCUUUCUUUCUUUCUUUCUUUCUUUCUUUCUUUCUUUCUUUCUUUCUUUCUUUCUUUUUUCUUUCUUUCUUUCUUUCUUUCUUUCUUUCUUUCUUUCUUUCUUGGUGAUUUUUUUACGCUCUACCUCUAUAUUCUCGAUUCUUUCUUUCUUUGUUUUCUCCGAGGUUUCUUUCUUUCUUUCUUUCUUUCUUUCUUUGUGUUUCUUUCCUCAUUUUCUUCGAUUUUUCUUCUCUUUCCUUCUUUCUCAAUUCACCUUUCUUUCUAUUUAUCGUUCUUUCUUUCCAAAUAUUCUCGAUUCUUUCUCUCUCUCUCUCUGUCGUUUCAUCCUUUCUUUCUUUUCCCACGUGUUGUUUUAUCUUUUCUAUCUAUUCUUUAUCUAUUCUUAUACCUUUUUACAUCUUAUUCCCACUUUUCCAGUUUCCUUCACAAUUUCAUUUUAUUCAUCUUCCUUUUCCUUGUUCUUCAUAAAUAUAUUUCUUCCUCACCUCGCGUCGCGUGGUUUCUUUCAUUCUUAAUCAAUCUCUCUCCUACUUUCCACCUGCUUACUCGAUUUUUUUAUUCCUUUGCCUUCUUCACGUUCUUCCUGUAA
This is a messenger RNA of Acanthosepion pharaonis, 726 nucleotides long. Lineage: Eukaryota; Metazoa; Mollusca; Cephalopoda; Sepiida; Sepiidae. The record is from the annotation of a GenBank genome assembly.